UUAGUGGUCCAUGUUGGUCCAUGUUGGGAUGAAACCUGAGGAGCACCAGGACCCGGCAGAGCCCUCUCGCCGGAGGAGGCUGCUAGUUAAAUGCGACAUGAAUCUGUAUGGCCAGCAGCUUUCCAGCUUGUUGCGAAAACGGAUGUUCCAGCUUUGACAGGCCCAUGUCUGAGAGCAGCCAGACAGACGGUCACAUUUCAGGAGAAAGUCAGUCAUACUUGGCAAAUCAAGAUGGAGUGCGAGUGGAAGCCAGAUGAGCAAGGACUCCAACAAAUUUUACAGCUUUUGAAAGAGUCACAGUCGCCAGAUACGUCCACUCAGAGAUCCGUCCAGCAAAGACUUGAGCAGCUCAACCAGUAUCCAGACUUUAACAACUAUUUGAUAUUUGUUCUCACAAAGUUGAAAUCAGAAGAUGAGCCAACUCGAUCCCUGAGUGGGCUGAUACUGAAGAACAAUGUGAAAGCCCACUAUCAGAACUUCCCCAAUGGUGUGUCUGACUUCAUCAAGAGUGAGUGUCUCCAAAACAUCGGAGACUCUUCUCCCCUUAUCCGGGCCACUGUGGGUAUCCUCAUCACCACUAUCGCCUCCAAGGGAGAGCUACAAAACUGGCCAGAGCUUCUGCCGAAACUCUGCCUGUUGCUCGACUCAGAGGACUACAACACCUGCGAGGGAGCAUUUGGGGCCCUGCAGAAGAUCUGUGAGGACUCUGCUGAGAUCCUGGACAGUGACAUGCUGGAUCGUCCUCUUAACAUCAUGAUCCCAAAGUUUCUGCAGUUUUUCAAGCACAGCAGCCCCAAGAUUAGGUCUCAUGCCAUCGCCUGCGUCAAUCAGUUCAUCAUCAGCAGGACUCAGGCUCUGAUGCUGCACAUCGAUCCCUUCAUUGAGAACCUGUUUGCGCUGGCGGCAGACGAGGAGCCCGAGGUGAGGAAGAAUGUGUGCAGAGCUCUGGUCAUGCUGCUGGAGGUCCGCAUGGACCGUCUCCUGCCACAUAUGCACAACAUCAUAGAGUACAUGCUGCAGAGGACUCAGGACCAAGAUGAGAACGUGGCUCUGGAAGCCUGUGAGUUCUGGCUCACUCUGGCAGAGCAGCCGGUGUGUAAGGAUGUGCUGUGUGGACACCUCUCCCAGCUCACUCCGGUGCUUGUGAACGGGAUGAAGUACUCUGAGAUUGACAUUAUUCUGCUCAAGGGUGACAUUGAAGAAGAUGAGGCCAUCCCUGACAACGAGCAAGACAUCAGACCACGCUUUCAUCGCUCGCGCACAGUUGCCCAGCAGCAUGAGGGAGAUGGGAUUGAGGAUGAGGAAGACGAUGACGAUGACGAACUGGAUGAUGAUGACACUAUCUCUGACUGGAACCUACGUAAGUGUUCAGCCGCAGCGUUGGAUGUGCUGGCCAACGUGUUCAGGGAUGACCUGUUGCUGCACAUUCUGCCUCUACUCAAAGAGCUCCUUUUCCAUCCGGAGUGGGUAAUUAAGGAGUCCGGCAUCCUGGUUCUGGGAGCUAUCGCUGAGGGCUGCAUGCAGGGCAUGAUCCCUUACCUGCCCGAGCUUAUUCCCCAUCUCAUCCAGUGUCUGUCAGACAAGAAGGCCCUGGUGCGUUCCAUCACCUGCUGGACCCUUAGCCGCUAUGCCCACUGGGUUGUCAGCCAGCCCCCGGAUAUCCACCUGAAACCCCUCAUGACAGAGCUGCUUAAACGCAUUCUGGACAGCAACAAACGUGUGCAGGAGGCUGCGUGCAGUGCCUUUGCCACUUUGGAGGAGGAGGCGUGUACAGAGCUUGUGCCCUACCUGGCAUACAUUCUGGACACACUGGUGUUUGCUUUCAGCAAGUAUCAGCACAAAAAUCUACUUAUUCUCUACGAUGCCAUAGGAACACUUGCAGACUCCGUGGGUCACCAUCUCAAUAAACCGGAAUACAUCCAGAUGUUGAUGCCCCCGCUAAUCCAGAAAUGGAACCAACUCAAGGAUGAAGACAAGGAUCUCUUCCCUUUGCUAGAAUGCCUGUCAUCUGUAGCCACUGCCCUGCAGAGUGGCUUCCUGCCCUACUGUGAGCCUGUAUACCAGCGCUGUGUCAACCUAGUCCAGAAGACCCUUGCUCAGGCCAUGCUUCAUCAGUCUCAACCGGACCAGUACGAGGCCCCUGACAAGGACUUCAUGAUCGUGGCUUUAGAUCUCCUUAGUGGACUGGCCGAGGGUUUGGGAGGCAACAUUGAGCAGCUGGUUGCUCGCAGCAACAUCCUGACUCUCAUGUACCAGUGCAUGCAGGAUAAAAUGCCAGAGGUGCGUCAGAGUUCCUUUGCUCUGCUUGGGGAUCUGACGAAGGCUUGCUUCCAGCAUGUCAAGCCAUGUGUUGCUGAUUUUAUGCCCAUUCUGGGUACUAAUUUAAACCCAGAGCUAAUAUCAGUGUGCAACAAUGCAACAUGGGCAAUCGGAGAAAUAUCUAUACAAAUGGGGCCUGAAAUGCAGCCUUACAUUGCCAUGGUGCUGCACCAGCUGGUGGAAAUCAUUAACAGGCCCAACACCCCAAAGACUCUGCUGGAGAACACAGCAAUAACAAUUGGUCGUCUUGGUUACGUUUGUCCUCAAGAGGUGGCACCCAUGCUACAGCAGUUUAUAAGACCCUGGUGCACCUCUCUUCGAAAUAUAAGAGACAAUGAGGAGAAAGACUCUGCUUUCCGAGGCAUUUGCACUAUGAUCAGUGUAAAUCCUGGAGGUGUAGUGCAGGAUUUCAUAUUCUUCUGUGAUGCAGUGGCCUCCUGGGUAAAUCCAAAGGAUGAUCUACGUGACAUGUUCUACAAGAUCCUUCAUGGGUUUAAGGACCAGGUGGGAGAGGAGAACUGGAGGCGCUUCUCAGAUCAGUUCCCCAUGCCUCUCAAGGAACGGCUGGCAACCUUUUAUGGGGUGUAAUUGUUUCCAUGGCAACGGGCCUCUUUGUUGGGGUCACUCACUAUGGGAGACAAUAUAGGGAACCUCUUUUACCCAGGGAACAUGUUACCCUUUACUGCGGGGAAGGGUCUGCCAGCCGGGGGGAGGGACGGGGUGUGGACCCCUCCCUGACCUUGUGGACGGGGUGGGAGGGAGAUGGUAGCCACAGCGCUCGAUGCCCCCAUGCACAGGCCGGGGGGAAGGGACUGGCGGAACAAUCUUAUCAUGGGAGGAAAAAUUAUUUUAAUCACUUAACAUCUGGAUCACAAAUUAUAUAUGUUUUUCUUUUUUUCUCUUUCCUUUUGUUUUGUAUUACAAAAAAUGUGAUUUGCUCUCACCUGAGCUACUGAGAGGAAAUUGAAACAGGAAAUGAAGACAAAUGAAGAGGUAAAAUUUUGAGUUUACUCAUACAGAAAGGUUAUUGCAAGAAAUUGUCUUAAUAGAAGACAUGCAUUUUAAUCACUUUAUGUCAGGCGAUACUCCAGAUGAGAUAAAUUAGGAUUGAAUUCUACCAGGGAAGUAACAGAUGGUUCUAAAAUCAGGACAUAGCAUGGAAAAUGAGGAGCUAGGCCCAAUAUGAGAUAUUUUUGUCUUCAGAUUCAAGGCUAGCUUUUAGCUAAGGCAUAGGAGCUGGUGAUAAUACAUUAUAUUGGAUCUGACCUUGGAGAAAAUACAUUGCCAUGCUACAUAUCACAAAAAGACUACCUUGUCAUCUUUAUAGGUAUCAGUCACAUACUUCCAGUGAUGUGAAGUGUUCAUAUUCUUAGGCAGGGCAAAGGCUUUUCAGCGUCGCUGGAGAGCACAAGAUUUUGUUUUAAUUAAGAGCAACUUGUCUGGGAAUAGGUAGCAUGCUUGCAUUAAAGUGGGAAGCUGUAGAACAUUAGUGAUGUGUGUUGCAUUUGAUAGCUGUCAUUGCCCUGAGAUGAGGUUCUUCUUAGACCUUGUAGUUUAAAAAUCACUUUAAUUUGUCUUGGUCCUCAACCAGAAAAUUACAGUGGUCAACUGUUUUGUAGCAUGACUGGGUAUACAAACAGAAAUCAGGCAAUACGUAACGUCUUGGCUGUGACUCUUAAAGACGGGCGAGGCGCGUGCAGAUCAGUUUGUGGCUCUGGAGUGAAUCUCUAAAUUUGGUAAUGUGCUGUGAAUGCACCGACAUUCAUCAGCAAGCAUAUCAAUGCUCCAGAUGCUGACAAGGCUUUAUAUUGUCUGAGUAAAGCUGGGGGAAUAGUGCGCAGGUUAGCAUCCUGUGUAGACGUCAUCCUUUUUUCUUUUUAAUUUUAUUUUUUCCCUGGACUAUACGAGACAAAUCCUGUCUUUGGUGAUGUUUGUGACUUUGGCUGUCGGAACCAUACAAAACAUCGAAUCAAUGUUAAAUAUGUUUCUUUUUCAAUGUACUGAGGUUUUGUUACUGGUUGUUUCGCUUUUUGUGCUAAAAGCAUGAUCUUGAGGAUGACUGUAAUGUUUUGGAGUGAUUGUGUUUCGUGGGGUACUUGAAUGCUUGAUCCCUUGCAUGUUGGUGGCCCCUCACAGCCCAAUAUAUUUUGGGAAGGGGAUCAUGGGGGAGGGGGGCUUCAAUUACACUUUAAAGUUAAAGAUUUACAUAGCGACACUGGGAUUUCUUUUCUGAACUUCACUCAAACCUGCUGGAGCGUUCUCCCCGACUUUUACCCUGUAUGUGUUGUUUUAAAAUACUGUGAAACUGCAACAAUGUUCUGGUUUUAGUUUGUUUUGCUUUGCUCUGUUCUUAUGUAUUUUUAAGUGUUGAAGUGUAUAAAGUCACAGAUAGCCUGAAUGUAUUCCAUGAUGAGGUGGAGUGGUAGCAAGUUUUUUUUUCUUCUAAAUGCCUAAACACAUCAUCUUUCCUCUGCUGGCCAGAGUAAUAAUUAUAGUAUUUAACCCCUUAAAAUGCACAUACCAUGCACUUAUUUAAAUUGCAAAUGUACUAAAUUAAUGUUGUAGCCACAUCCUGAGGCAAUAUGAGCUUAAUGUUAACACCAACCAUUAACAAAGUAUUGCUGUUAGACUUUCCUCACAUAAUGCAAUAAGUAUCUUAAUACAGUUAGGUUGCUAGAUUGUACAAAUGACAAGUCUUAUUAAUCUGAGAUAUUUCAUGUUAUGAAUAGUGUAGUUUUCUUAUCAGAUCUAAGCAAAAUAAACAUUUGAAGUUGAAAGUGGUGAAUACUGGAUAUAAUGCAUCAUGGAAUACAGAGGCAUGUGUGCGUGCACAUGCGCUUGUUUGUGCCACAUCAUUUUGUGUCCUGAAGUUGAAAUGAUUUUGUCUGUGUCACAUUCCAGAUGUUCGGCGUGCAAAAAAAAAAAAAAAAACUUAAGAGUUGUAGCUCGACGGGGUUUUUUUAAUACACAGCCCUGUCAUCCUUUAUUUGGAAAAGCGUAAGCCUAAACACAGAAUGAAACAAUCACCAUUACUGUGCUGUAUCUCUGAAUUGACUGCUGCUAUACAUUGUAGUUGUUUCACUACUUGAAUAUGUGUUUUAGUAACCUCAGGUCGUCUUUGUUUAAUGUUGUCCCAAUUUGUUGAUCUUUUUUCCAUAUGUAUGCCUUUUUCCAUCUCUUUUAACGGAUGAGAAUAGCAAACCUCUCCUGCUUCAUAACCGGAAAUGGGUAUCAGUGGGUGUUGUUAAUUGACAUUAGUGUUUUUAUGUGUGUGCAACGCUGCUAGUUCACAAAUGUGAUGCUGUAAUUACAUACACAGGAUUAUAAGGCAGAGGAGGAGAAUCAAUUGGAAAUGGUAACUUGCACAUAUUUUAUGUAUUUUUUGUCAAGUGUGAUUGUAAGCAAAUUUUAGUAGAUGUAUAGUCCAGUGUACACAAUGCCUUGAGAGCAACUACUUUAAGAGGUUCUGUUGGUGUUUUGCAAUAGAUAUAUAUUUGAAGUAAAAGGAGAAAAAAAGCAUUAAUAGGUUGACAGCUUGGUAUAAAUGAAUAACAAUGUUUCCAAAUUGAAGUUUGACUGAUAUUUUGAACAUUUCUAUGAAGCUUUAUUGAAAAUUUGUCUUUUCUAAAGCAUCCACCAAUACAAUGGAAUGUGUAGACAAACGACUCCUCCUGUACUCUGAUUUCCAUUUAGUCUUGAAACUUGAUUAGACUUUCUGCCUUCAUCAUUUUCGCUAUUAUUAGAAGAAGAAAAAAAAACAUCAUUUUGAUAGACAUGGUUUGAUUUUUUUUUUCCUCCAUUUUUUUAUAAGCUGCUGAAUUUUAAAGAAGUAAUACUAAUGGGGCCACCAAAUAUUUUGGAUCAUGCAAAGAGUCUAUAUUGUACUGUAGUAAUUUUGUAACAAUAUUUGUAAGAUGAUGUAGUGGGUGUGACUGGUUACCAUUGCUUGAAACUGUACAUUGUCAGAAUAAAUUGUUUACACUAA
Messenger RNA from Myripristis murdjan (pinecone soldierfish), 6304 nucleotides. RefSeq names its product transportin 1 (gene tnpo1). The coding region runs from base 91 to 2907 and encodes 938 amino acids. Lineage: Eukaryota; Metazoa; Chordata; Actinopteri; Holocentriformes; Holocentridae. Gene Ontology annotation, molecular function: small GTPase binding. Gene Ontology annotation, biological process: protein import into nucleus. The record is from RefSeq and is a predicted model, not a curated record. The transcript is spliced from 25 exons.